AUGUCUUUACGGGUGAGUGUAUAUCAGUCCGGUGCAACGUUUACUUAUCCGAAUCGUUCUCCCCUUCAUUAUUCCUUUGAUUUGAAAUCGCCAGUGAGUGACAAAAUUCCCCCAUUAGGUCUCACGAAGACGUACACUGCCGACGAGUUAAUUGGCUUCAUCGCGCUGCACACGUUUACUGUUUGUGUCUUAGUGAAAGAAGUGAAGAGUGUGACUGUCUGUAAUAAGUUAAUUCAUACCGUUGAGAAGAUAGAAGUCGUUCCUCUUCCGGAGUACGACAAGAAGAAGACUUCCGAGUGGAGUAAAAGUGAUUUAAAGCUCUUCUCCCGCAUUCAAAAGAUGUUUGACGACUUUGAAUUGUUUUACAGUCACGACGUUAACAUUACUUUAACACAGCAACGUCUUCAUAGAGACUCUUCUCUCGUAGAUAAUCGUUUCUUUUGGAACCAAAAUAUGGUACAAGGCCUUCCAAAUGAAUGGGUGACGAUCUUUGUCGAUGGUUUUGUUAAAUCGACGAUCUCCGGGAUCUCAAGUUACACUCUAAUUUCUCGACGAGACUGUUCGCGGACAGGUCUUCGCUUUUCAUCGCGUGGGGGGGAUAUUAAUGGCAAUGUCUCCAAUUUUGUCGAGACCGAGCAAAUAGUCUCCAACACAGAUUACCUCACGUCCUUCGUCCAAAUACGAGGAAACAUCCCACUCCUCUGGAAGACUAACGAAGAAGACACUUUUGCGCCAAAAGGCAAAUUCUAUCCAACGAUUUAUCAAGGAAUUUGUAUCACACGACACUUCGAUACCAUCGAAAAACUCUACGGCGACAUUCUUGCUAUUAAUCUGCUUGAUAAUAAAGGCGCAGAAAAGGAAUUGCAUGAUAUGUAUGGAUUCUACGUCCAAUUAAACUGUCGUGAAGUCAAGUAUUUCCCCUUUGACUUCCACAAGGAGUGCGCAAACUCAAAAUACGAGAACGUCGAGAGACUUAUUCAGAUCGUCUCUUCAGACCUGAUAAAUCAGCGCUGCUUUGUCAAGAACAAAAACAAUGAAGUUAUACAAACACAGAGCGGCGUCGUGCGGACAAAUUGUAUUGACUGUUUAGACCGGACUAAUGUCGUACAAUCGUCAAUUGGAAAAGCGAUGUUACAAGAGCAAAGUGCUUUAAUACGGAGUGGCGUCGGCUUUACUGACAACAUAAAAAAUCUUUGGGCAGAUCACGCAAAUUUGAUGAGUAAGAGAUAUACCGGAACGAACGCAAUGAAAACAGAUUACACGCGGAGCGGAAAGAGAGGAUUCAAAGGGAUGAUGUCUGACGGGAAAACUUCUCUGCAACGGACGAUGAUUUCUAUCCAAACAGACCAAUACCAAACUCCACAAGAAACUCUCGACUUGCUCCUUGGUAAAAUCGCUGUCGGCGAUUUGGAAGAUUGUAACUUGACGCUGUUGUGUAUAAGCAGCGCCUUCGUAAGCGACACUUCAACAAAAGCAGAGGAGCGAAAGGUCCACGUCCACGUCACUAAAAAGUCGAUGAAAAUGUAUUACGAGGACACCGGACUCAUUUGGGAGGUGAUGCUCGUCGACGUCGUUGCGUGCGAGACUACACACGACAUCGACAAAGUACUCAUUUACACUAAGAAGACGUCGUUGCCGAGAAAACUCAAAAUUAAUAACAGCGGGAAGAAACUCAAAUUAUUGAGUUUAUUGGAUUGCCACGCAAUCACAUCCCCAAGUCCACGGGUCAGAUCAUCGUCCCUUGGAAAAAUUAACGAGCAAAAAGAAUGGAAAGAAUUUAACGAGCUCAAUUUGGUGAUGAAAAUUAACGAGGACGUGAUGGAACAAGAUCUGAGUGGUGAUUGCAAACGACGGAACGAAAGAACAGAAGAGAACGAAAGUUUGAAGGAAAAAACGGAGCAAAGGAAAGAAAGAAAACCGUUGCCGACGAUUAAAGAGCUUACUCACUCGACUAAAAUCGUUGAGCCAAAGUUGGAAGUCGGGAUGAUCAACUGGAACAUGUUCUCGAUAUUUAAUGUGCCAGACGAACAGAUGAUCAAGAACUGCGUGAAAGGGAACAUGAAGGAUGUGGUUGUGGUUGCUGUGUACAAGUGCAUGUACGAAACAAAAGAGAAACAAUUUGAGAGCGUCUUCGACUUGUUUAAAAAGAUCUUCGUCGAGUUAAACAAGAGCGAGAAAUAUGUGCUUGUCGCGGUGCACAAAACUGAAGACGUCGGACAGUGCGUGUUGGUCAAGAAAUCGAAAUAUUGGAAAGUUCACAACGCGGAGGUCUCAAACGUUUAUUACGAGAAAAGUUUGCCGCAAAAAUUCUCAAAUUUGAAGGUCUGUGGUUCGGCCAUAUUUCUCAAACUCUGCGAAAUUUCCGUUGGGUUUCUUGUUAUCCCAAACUUUGUGAAAGAAAGGGACAAAGCACUUUAUGUUAAAGGGUUUGACCUAAGAACCGAGAUAAACCAAAUCUUUGUGAGCGUUUUUAGCUCAAAGGAAAGUGCAGCUUUAGAGAAAGAAGGAUCAAGUGAUGAUAUGUACGUCUUUUACCAAAAGCCCGACGCUUUGCUGGCUGAUAAAACAGACAAAAGCAGUGACUUUCGGCAGAUGAAAAAAACGGAAUCUCCGUUCAUCGAGAAGACAACAAGCACUAAAAAGAAAGAACUGCGUGUAAUCAACAACCAGAAGUUCUUGGGUCUUGAAAAGUGUGAGAAAAAGACGAAAGAGGUGAAAGAAAACGGCGCCAUUUUCCAGCGGAACAUCUUUUGGUUGAACGAAAAAGACAACACGAAUGGUAACUACAUCGCGUUGAGCGAAGGUCGCGAAGAUUGCUUGUUGGUCCACAUCAAAAACGUCUACUGCCUCUCCUCUUCCUUUUUUGUGAAGGAUGAGCAGAAAGUUGCAGAGCGUAGAAUCCGCGAUUUUAUUAUUGAAAAUAUUGAAGCGAUAUUUGAGACAAAGGUGUCGACAGAGAAAGGGAUACGGCUGAGUUUUGUGUCCGAUGUCUUGGAGCAAGUUUGUGAAACCAGUCUUACUCUCAACAAGAACAUUCGGUUCUUUUCGAAAAAUGUCAGAGUGAAUUACACUGAAGAGGAGAUUGAGAGGAAGUGGAUAAUCGCGAUUUUCAUGGAGAAGGAAAACGAGAUUGGAAAAGCGAUUGUCCCACUCAACUUCUUGAGGGAAAAUUCGAAAACGGAGGAGUGUAUCAUUUACAACGAUAAGCAGCGAGUUGGGACGUGCUCGAUGACCUUCACUGAUGCUGCUUACAUCAACAGAAUGAAUGAGUUUUCUGGUAUUCCAGACAUUUUGUGA
Molecule: messenger RNA, 3297 nt
Organism: Entamoeba invadens IP1
Lineage: Eukaryota; Evosea; Mastigamoebida; Endamoebidae
Product: suppressor of actin, putative
Exons: 1
Coding region: 1-3297 (1098 amino acids)
Biological process (GO): phosphatidylinositol dephosphorylation
Cellular component (GO): endoplasmic reticulum
Molecular function (GO): phosphatidylinositol-4-phosphate phosphatase activity
Source: RefSeq, a predicted model, not a curated record